UAGAGGCAGUUCUCCUGCAGUUGAAUGAUUUGUCUCCAUCAGUAUCUAAUUCAGAAUGAAUAUCCACUGUGUUCUGUUCUUCUGCUUCUUCUCAGCACUGUGUGGUGGAAACACUGGGCUCGUCAGCGCAAAACUCGACAUUUAUGCAGGAGCUGAGGGAGGAACUGGUGCAAUUAGUUGCUACUUCACUCUCUCUGGAAGCAGGAAGUUCUUCUGUAAGAACGAAUGUAAAGCAGAAGAUAUUCUGGUUAAAACAGAUGAUGUCAGAGCUCAGAGUGGCAGAUACAGCAUUGAAUACAGAGAUGGAUCUUCUGGAAGAAGAAUUGUGUCUGUGACCAUCACAAAUCUGACCAAGUCUGACUCAGGACGGUACAGGUGUGGUCUGGGCGGGACUUCGGUUCCAGAAUCAUUCAGGGACUUUGAGGUCAGCGUUUCAGAUGAUUGGACCUCCACCAUCGCUGUGCUGAUGUAUGUUGUCUCUAUUCCUGUCAUGAUUGUCAGCGUCCCAGGGCUGACACUGAUGAUAAUCUUUAUUCAGAAAUACAUCAAACCUAAAGGUUUGCAGACCAGAGGAAAUUCAGAUGGCACAAACACGGAGAUCGCCCUCUAUGAGAACUGUCCUCCAGCUUCUACAUCUGAAUCCACCUACGAGAGCCUCGAUCCUGCCAGCAGGGAUCAGAACCAGACCUACUCUACACUCACACACACAGAACUUUAAAAAUUAGACCUUCCCCGACUGUCUUGGUUUCACUAUAACAGCCUGUGGACAGAUGUAAAGGGCUCAGGAUUGCUUUUCUGCCAAAAUCCAAAGGAUGAGAUGUUUAUACGCUCCCGGUGCCUUCUUUUCUGCUCCCCUACAGAAACAAAUGUGUGAAACAUUAGUUUAGAAAUCAAAUUUGCUAACGUAUACAAACAACCAGCACCCACCACAACACAAAGUUCAACGUCAAAACUAACAUUACUGCAAAGCAGAAAAAGAUUGUAGUUUUAGCUUUAGCUAAAGAUCAUGUGGACUGCUUCUUGGUGAGAAAGUGUUAAUCUACCUUUAUACCUGAGUAUAUGGCAAAGUCGCGGUGCUAAUGCGGACAUAUUGCUAGCUGGCAAAAGAAGCAAAAUACCAUCUUUGAGUGGAUAACGUCAGCUGAUUGAUCCAGACUCCCAGGGCUGAUCUGGCUGGUGGAUUGGCUGGUUUUCCAUUUGCAGGUUACUUUGUCGGUGGGCGGUGUGAGCAGCCAGCACCAUGCCAGUGUACUCUAAAAAGAAAUUCAGGGGAUCUGUCACCACAACUUGAUUAAUUGCAUAGCUGCAAGAAAAAUUUAUUUAUUUAGAUAAAUUCUAAGUCGCAAACUUUAUUUUUAUGAGUUGUGUUCAAAUAAUAAUGUUGGUAAUUAAAUUAGAUCAACUUGAUUUGGCGUGUAAUUUAAA
Molecule: messenger RNA, 1425 nt
Organism: Micropterus salmoides (largemouth bass)
Lineage: Eukaryota; Metazoa; Chordata; Actinopteri; Centrarchiformes; Centrarchidae
Exons: 5
Coding region: 56-718 (220 amino acids)
Source: RefSeq, a predicted model, not a curated record